Colletotrichum karsti is the source of this 3027-nucleotide messenger RNA. Its product is annotated as MFS monocarboxylate. Gene Ontology annotation, cellular component: fungal-type vacuole membrane. Gene Ontology annotation, biological process: transmembrane transport. The record is from RefSeq and is a predicted model, not a curated record. Lineage: Eukaryota; Fungi; Ascomycota; Sordariomycetes; Glomerellales; Glomerellaceae. Gene Ontology annotation, molecular function: transmembrane transporter activity. The transcript is spliced from 8 exons. Bases 1 to 3027 code for a protein of 1008 amino acids.
AUGUCAACUCCGUCAAACCUGGAGUCAAUCGAAUUGGCGACGUCGUCCGCGAGAUCGACUAGAACCGAUGGAGAAGACAGCAUCGAUCCGAACAGCUCGACCGAGUUUCAUGGCAUCCAACACCAGCUUGAGCCUGCCGACCGGGGAUUCGCGGCAUGGAAGCUCCUUUUGACAGCGUUCGUGUUUGAAGCUCUGCUAUGGGGGUUCCCUCUAUCGUUUGGUGUCUUUCAGAACUACUACUCCAAACAGCCUGCUUUUGCUAGCAACAGAUACAUCCCGGUGGUGGGAAGUGUCGCCUCUGGUAUCAGCUAUCUGGGCGCCCCUGCUGUUACGCCGUUGAUCAAACGAUAUCAGCGAUUUCAGACGCAGAUGAUCUGGGCUGGUUGGUUUAUCUGUAUAGGCGGUGUUGUCCUUGCUUCUUUCUGCACAACCGUUGAGACUUUGAUUCUCACUCAGGGUGUCGCCUACGGUGUAGGCUUUCUGAUCUUUUACUAUCCCAUCCUGACCAUGGUCAACGAAUACUGGAUCACACGGCGCGGCAUGGCCUACGGUGUACUCUGUAGUUCAUCUGGAGUCUCAGGGGCCGUCUUUCCCUUUGCCAUUGAGGCCUUGCUGGAUAAAUACGGAUAUCAGACCACACUACGGGCCAUUGCCGUCAGUCUGUUCGUCUUGACGGGACCGUUGAUCCCGUUCCUCAAAGGUCGCUUGCCGCCUUCGGUGCACAGCGCAUCCACAAGAAUGGACUGGAGUUUCCUACGCGACGUUCUCUUUUGGUUGUACUCGAUCUCGAACUUGGGUCAGGGUCUUGGGUACUUCUUUCCAUCCCUGUGGCUUCCGUCCUAUGCGGCAUCAAUCGGACUCAGCGGGAGAGAAGGGGCCCUCCUUCUAGCCUUGAUGAGUAUCUCCCAGGUGGCUGGCCAACUCACCUUUGGGCUACUUUCCGACCGGAAGGUAUCUCUUGAAGGUCUGGCUAUCGUCUCGACCGUCAUCUCAGCAACAUCGGCAUUCGCGCUGUGGGGUCUGGCUCAUAAUUUGUCCCUUCUGAUAGUCUUUGCCUUGGUGUACGGAUUCUUCGCAGCUGGAUUCACGGCGAUGUGGGCUAGGAUGACUACGGCAGUAAGCACCGAUUCGACGGCUGUGCCCAUGAUCUUUGGUCUUUUCAACUUUGGCAAGGGGGUUGGUAAUGUGCUGGCUGGGCCGAUCAGCGGUAACUUGCUUUUCCAUAUAACAUCUGCGGAGAGCUAUGGUUUGCUCAAGUACAAGGGAGUCGUCGUCUUCACGGGGUCGUGCAUGGUAUUCACGCCCCUUGAAUACCGCCCGUUCGACUACAACCAGGUGAGCAUUUUGAGGGGGGAUCGAGCGAAAAAGUUCGGUUGCCGGCGGGAGGGCGGGAGGCCGUUGCCGCUGUGCUUUAUGGAAGCCAAGCGGUUCACCUACAGGGAUGCCCUGGGCGCCACAAAUGAGACGAACGAUGGCUCAGUCGCGAAAGUUAUCCCAGCCAACACCCAGACACAUCGACUCGACACCAUGAAGCCUCACGAGUGCUCGCCUGGCACCCAAGUCAUACCCCUGGAGCCCAAGGACCAGUGGAAGCCCAUUGACGAGAUCCGCUCCCUGGUAUUCUUCGUCCUUCGGCAUUCUGUGAAUGAGGAAAAGUUGCGAAGCUCUUUGGAUGACCUCAUUCGCAACCAUCUCCCCAUACUCGGAGCACGUGUACGGUCAGCUGGGAAAGGCAGUGGUUUGGCCUAUCAUGUGCCUGCAGGGUUCCCCUCGGAUAAGCCUUUGUUCGGAUGGUCAAGCCGCUCUGUGCCUACAACAUUCGCCGCCAGUCAGCUUUUACCGUCCUCAAAAACGGAAAGCAUAGAGAAAGUUACGUGGGGCAAGUCAGUCGUUGAGUUGGAGGAAGAGUGGACGCCCGCAAGUUGGCCAAGGUCGCGUCUCGACGACGGCCCCGAUACCCCCACGCUUUUGGUGCAUCUAACUCACUACGAAGAUGACACUGUUGUCAGCACAAACUUGCCUCAUGCGGUGGUAGAUCAGAUGGGCUACGCCAGUUUUGUGCGAGCAUGGCUGCAGCUCGCCACUGGUAGUCAACCUCCAGAGUUUCUGGAACUGAAGCCAGGAGCUCUCGAUGGCGCAAGAGACCUUUCCAAGAAACAAUUGCGGCAAAAGGGGACAUACAGGUUGAAGACUCGCGACGAACGGAUACGCAUCCUGCUUGGGUUUAUCCCGGAGCUGAUCAGGGAGCCAGCACAAGACGAGAGCCGCCGUCUCUUGAUUCUUCCAGAGACUCUUAUCACCAAGUUGCGAAACAAGCACCAAGAAACCAUUGAUGCCAAAUACGGCCCAAAACAUGCGAGGUUGACAAAUGGAGACGUCAUUUCGGCACUUCUACUGAAGCUUGGUCAUCUGCAUCGCAAAAAGCCGAAGAUGUUUACGCUAAGCGCUGCUGUCAAUGCCCGGGGACGUCAUCCAGCACUCCCAGCCGGUAAAUCCUAUCUACACAACGCAAUCGUGUACAGUGUGGCCCGCAUGCCCAUCUCUCGAGACACCCCAGUCUACGAAAUCGCCCGCCAGAACCGCUUAGCGGUCAUCGAGGCCCUGAAGCCCGAGAGCGUUGACAGAGCUUUGGCGGUCAGCCGCGAGAUGUAUCACGGCGGCAUCGGGGCUCAUAUCUGCGAGCCUGGAGAGUUCAGUUUCUCCGUGACGAACUGGUCAUCAGCCUGGCAUGGUAUUGAUUUCUCGAAGCUCUCGAUGGGCGACUUCUCUACGAGUAGCUCCGGAGAGAAUAGUGAUACGGCGGCGGAUGAGUCAAAAGAUUCCGUAUCACUGCCGCCUGCGGCAGGAACCGCCCCGCUCGUGUUGGGACAUGCGCUCAUGCGAAAUAAGCGUGUAGUGACGAGGUUCAAUACACAGAUUAUGAGCAAGGCCGAAGGCGGUUAUUGGUGUGACUUCACGUUGACCAUCAAGAAUGUGGCCCUCGUGGAUAAGCUGUUGCAGACGGAUCCGUCAUUAGAAACGAUUUGA